This is a messenger RNA of Heterobasidion irregulare TC 32-1, 888 nucleotides long. RefSeq lists its product as uncharacterized. Gene Ontology annotation, molecular function: zinc ion binding; nucleic acid binding. The record is from RefSeq and is a predicted model, not a curated record. Lineage: Eukaryota; Fungi; Basidiomycota; Agaricomycetes; Russulales; Bondarzewiaceae. The coding region runs from base 1 to 888 and encodes 295 amino acids. The transcript has a single exon.
AUGUCAGACAAAGGAAACAAGCCAAAAGAUUUCGAUGGCACGAGGUCAAAAUAUAGAGAAUGGAUCUAUGAAUGUCACAUGUACAUUCUCACCAACCCGACCAAAUAUGACACUGAUAAGGAUAAAACCCUAAUGGUGUUAUCAUAUAUGAGAGAAGGGACGGCGUCACUCUUCGCCCAGAAGUACUACUUCGACAGGGAACUUCGAGAAUACAAGGCAACGGAGACAAGAAAAACAUGGGGAACGUUCAAGGAAUUCUUAAAGGAGUUAGCCGCUGCAUUCAAAGAUGAAAGUCUCAAACAGAAGGCGAGACAAAAAUUAUUCACAAUGAGAAUGGGAAAACGAUCAGCGGACGAAUUUGUCACGGAUUACCUCAUGAUGGCAGGAGAAAGCGGAUUCGAUCUCAAAUCCACCGUCGACUAUUUCCACCGAGCCAUACACCCGGAAAUUCUCAAACAAAUCUACAGGCUCCCUGAUAUGCCGACAACCAUGGACAAUUGGGUAAAAUACACCCGAAGGUUCGAUAACCAGUGGAGGGAGCUGCAAAGCAUAAAAAGCUCCGUACCCUCCACCGCUGUUCGAUCCAACAACCCUUUCCGCUACAACUCCUCCAACGCUCCCUCCUCCAUGAACAACUCCGUCGUCCCUAUGGCCGUAGAUUCGGUCCGAACAACCCUCACAGACAAAGAGUGCAACCGCCUCAGGAUGGAGGGUGGGUGCUUUUACUGCCGUCAAAAAGGACAUAUGGCAAACCAAUGCCCUGCUAGGGGUUCGUCUAGGGUACAUGAAGGGUCAGCUGGAUAUGUUCAACAAGGUGGUAGAACGAUGGGGAACCGCUCGGCUCAGGCCAGCAGCAGGAUGGGAGGCGGAGGAGGCGGCUAUGGCUGA